UACGACCGCGGCGCUUGGGGCUCCUGGAGCGUCGGGAUGGACGUAGCGGCGGCGCCCCGUGAGGCCGAGGAAGGCUGCCUGGAGCACUGGGGGGAGCUCAGCCAAGGGCCUAACCCUCCCGGACACCAAGACAAAGUAGAAGCCACCAAGGGAGAGCCCCAGGCCCUGGACAAUGGCAACGACAUUGGUGAUGAUGACAUGGACGACAUCAAUGGCGUGUAUGUGCCUCCUGGGACUGAGAAGGCGGCAGUGAGGGCCAUGCUGCGGGCCGUGGCCGCCAGCCGCCUGCCAGUGUGCAGCCAGCAGCAGGGCGAGCCCGAGCUGACGGAGCCCCAGAAGGUGGCCAUCCUGGGGCGGCUGUACCAGGACAAGCCGCUGGUCUUCCUGGAGCGCUUCCGCACAGGGCUUCGCGAGGAGCACCUGGCCUGUUUCGGACACUUGCGCGGUGACCACCGGGCCGACUUCUACUGUGCCGAGGUGGCCCGACAGGGCGCCGCCCGGCCCCGCACCCUGCACACCCGCCUUCGGAACCGGCGAUACGCUGCCCUGCGGGAGCUCAUCCAAGGGGGCGAGUACUUCAGCGACGAGCAGAUGCGCUUCCGGGCGCCGCUGCUGUACGAGCAGUACAUCGGGCAGUACCUGAGCCCCGAGGAGCUGAGCGCCCGCACCCCCGCGCCCGUACCCACGCCUGGCACCCCGGCCCCCGCCGCCUGCCCGCUCUCCGACCUGCUGCUGCAGUCCUUCCAGGAGCGCGAGCUGCAACGCCGCCUGCUCCAGCAGCAAGAGGAGGAGGAGGCCUGCCUGGAGGAGGAGGAGGACGAAGGUGGCAGCGACGAGGAAGACCCUGCUGCCACCAGUGAUGCGGAGACCUGGGUCCCCGACUCGGAGGAGCGGCUGAUCCUGCGGGAGGAAUUCACCAGCCGCAUGCACCAGCGCUUCCUCGAUGGCCGCGACGGGGACUUCGACUACAGUGCAGUGGACGACAACCCCGACUUCGACAACCUGGACAUUGUGGCCCGGGACGAGGAGGAGCGGUACUUCGAUGAGGAGGAGCCUGAGGAUGCACCCAGCCCCGAGCUGGACAGGGACUGAGGAGACUGGGCCUGGUUGAGGCACCUAACGGGGCCCCCAUCCUGCUGCUGGGGUCCCCCAACCUUGCUCCCAGUCCCACCUCUGGUGGCCUCAACAUCUUUCACCUCCGCCAGUGCUCCCGGUUUCCACAGACCCAGGACGCACCUCUGGGGUCCUGCCGUCUGUCCGUCCCUGUCCCUGUCCCUACAUCUGUUUCCCAUUUCACACUCUGGUUCCAGUCUUCCCCCACAGCUAAGGACCGUGGCCAGCACCAUCCAGGGCCUAGGGGCCACCUGUCCUUUCCUGUCCACCAGGUUCCUGGCAUGGGAGGGUCAGACAUGGACAGCACCAGCGAUCACAGUCUUGGGGGUGCUGCAGAGAAGGGGAAGGGGGGGGACCCUCCCCUCCAACCCCCCUCAGCCAGCACCAGUUUUCCCUUCCCUCCUUCCUCUGCCUCCCUCACCCUCUCCUGUUUACACUCCCUGAAGACGCAGGCUGUUAUCAUGGGGCCUGAGUCAUCCCCACACGCAGCCUCACAGCCUUCCCGGGGGCCCCCAGCCGGCCACAGGCCCGCCCCGCCGAGCCCCUCGCCGCCUGCCCGGGCUAAUGGGAGCCAGAUGGCCGCCUGUGACUCAGCCUCAGCCUGUGGGAACCCAGGCAUCCCGCCUUCCCAGGCCCCCACCUCCAGCUGCUCCCCCAGGACACACACAGGGUCCAGCUGCUGGGGGACGCCCCAGAGGCCAGGGUCAGUGGGUGGACCCAGGGGACCCCUGGCUCCAGUGAGUGGAGGCACCCUGCCCCGUCAGUGGGACCCCAGGGAGAGGGGACCCCAGGCCUCUUGGGGCCAUGGUCUUUGACACCAGCUUAGGGCUCAUCUUUGCCCUCUGGGCUAGCCAGAACCAGGGGGAAACCACAGGCCUGAGGCGCUGCAGGGGGCUGGGCCACGAACCCCCUGCACUUAAAAUCCAAAACACCAGUCAGCCAGCGAGGGGCAGGCCAGACCUUCCCAGGCCCUGCAUCUGAGGUCUCCCCACUCCAGCCCCCACCCGGAACAAGGAUUAGAGCAUUUAUCUCGGUGCUUGCCCCCUGUCCUUGGAGGGUCUAUGCCAGGGACCAGGCCCCCGCUGGGUUUGUGGUCAUGUCUGUCAUUCAUUAAACCCCUU
Suncus etruscus (white-toothed pygmy shrew) is the source of this 2234-nucleotide messenger RNA. It is a transcript of the gene CCDC97, whose product is annotated as coiled-coil domain containing 97. The transcript has 5 exons. The coding region runs from base 37 to 1092 and encodes 351 amino acids. Lineage: Eukaryota; Metazoa; Chordata; Mammalia; Eulipotyphla; Soricidae. The record is from RefSeq and is a predicted model, not a curated record.